Penicillium alfredii is the source of this 1707-nucleotide messenger RNA. RefSeq lists its product as uncharacterized. Lineage: Eukaryota; Fungi; Ascomycota; Eurotiomycetes; Eurotiales; Aspergillaceae. The coding region runs from base 1 to 1707 and encodes 568 amino acids. The record is from RefSeq and is a predicted model, not a curated record. The transcript has a single exon.
AUGGAUACCGAUGCCCUCCAAUGCAUCAUUUGCCCCGGGCAGCCUGAUUUCAGUGAUGUUUCUCACUUGUUGACCCAUGUCGCAUCCAAGGCUCAUUUGUCCCACUACUUCAAACUUCAAGUUCGCAGCCACCAGGAGCUUCAGGCUCUAGAACUGCUCGAUGAGUAUGACCACUGGUACAAGGUCAAUAACCUGGCACAGAUGCUGUCCGAUCGCAUGACCGCCAAGGAUGCUCGCAAGAAGAAGGCUCAGGGAAAGACGAGCAAUGCCCAUGUACCGCCUGCCAGGAAGCAAACGCACAGGACACAACCGGUGGAGCCCAGCCCUCGCCCAACUGGCUCAAUCCUCGAUUUCCUGGAUCCCCGCCUGGCGGGUUCUUCCAAAGACGUGAAGAAUGACCCCGAGACCGCGGACGUCUCGUUCCUCUCACCAUACAGUACCCUGGCUACUGCUGCGGCGACCGAUGCCCAUGUGACUCCUCGUGUGAAUGCAGCUAUGUGCCCAAAACAGCCAUCGAACAACUCGAAAUCGAAUACAUGGCCGCAAGUGGCAUAUGGCUCUGGUACGACUCUUCCUGUGACUCCGAAGCGGCCACAAAGCGGAAGAAUUGGUGAGAUACCUUUUGACGAGGACAGCCCUGAUCCCUUUGUCGACCGUGGUGGCCGUUCGAGGACCUUAGAUGAUGCCGAGGUUGACAAGGCCCGCGCCGAAGAGAUGGCACGGCUCAAGGGAGUUCUUUGGCCUGGCAUGGAUGUUUUCGAUUCUGCCACGCAGCAGAUGCGACGCAAGCGCAACCAGAGAAAAGAUAGCAGUGUUUUGAAGAGGAUGGAAGCAACUUCUCUGCUGGUGGAGCCCACAGAACUUGUGUUCUCUCCCACGGGCAUUUUGCGAAAGCAGCGUGUCAUCUCGGGCAAUGUUGAAGAUGACAGCCCCUUGAAAGGAGAAACUCCUAUUCCCAAGCGGCGUCCAGUUCGUCCCAAGCGUGGCAUUCUGCGUCAAGGUGAUCCCAAUGUGCUUCGUGCUCAAGACAGAAAACGGACCAGAAGAGCUGGUCACCAGGGCUUUGACCGGGAAGCGGACGAGUCAGACGAGGAGACUCCUGGCUCCCCCCGUCCCUUCCGUCGUUUGGCGGGUCUCAACCCUUCGUAUGCCGGCGAUGAUGGUGAAUUUGGCCUCUCUGCUCAGGCGUUUGGAACACGACCUCGCAGCGCCUUUACCAUCUUCGCUGAUGAGGAUCGAGACAAAACGAACUUCAAAGAUCAGCGUCUGGACACCAAACUGCAGCUCGGCACGCUGACCCCCGCUCGGCUGUUUUUGGAUCGCAAGUCGGAUAUUUCUGGCAAUCACGGAUCUCAUACUGACCAUGCCUCCCUUGGCAAGGAAAACAUCGAACCCAUUUUGAACCCCCAGGGCCGAAUUGACAACCCUUGGCAUUCUCCAUUUUCCAAGCGCCGUGACUCUGUUGACACUGGAUACAUGCCCCGCUACUUUUCCAAUGAGCCUUCAAGCGUGGGAUUUGGGGCUGGCGAUGACCAUGAAAAAGGCGCAUAUCGAUCGAACCCUCUGCUCGCUCCCUCCUCGAAGCUGGCGUUUUACGACAACAGUGGCUGGCCCACAAUGUCGUACGCCGCUUCCUCCGAGGAAACUAUCUCUGAAGAUGAUCAGCAUGAUUUCAGCCGGCUCUACCUGGACAGCAGUGCUGACUAG